UGUAUCCCCCCUCCCCAUGGUUCCUCUAAAUCCAUUGCUCUCUUCCCAGCCCACAGUUUGCCACUACUUCAUGCGGCUGUUGAAGGAGAAGGGGCUUCUGCUGCGCUGCUACACGCAGAAUAUCGACACGCUGGAACGCGUGGCAGGGCUGCAGCCUGAGGAGUUGGUGGAGGCUCAUGGCACCUUCCAAACUGCGCACUGCCUGCGUUCCUCCUGCUGCCAUCAGUAUGACCUGAGUUGGGUGAAAGAGAAAAUCUUCUCAUCCCUCGUCCCUAAGUGUGACGAGUGCCAGAGUGUGGUGAAGCCAGACAUUGUAUUUUUUGGUGAGAAUCUCCCAUCUCGCUUCUUCAGUCUACUGCAGUCUGACUUCCAGAAAGUCGAUCUUCUCAUCAUCAUGGGCACUUCGCUUCAGGUCCAGCCUUUUGCCUCCCUUGUUAACAGGGUCCCUGCCAGCACCCCCCGACUCCUCAUCAACAAGGAGAAAACGGGGCAGAGUGAUGCCUUCAUGUCCCUCAUGGGCUUCGGCUGCGGGAUGGACUUCGACUCAGACAAAGCCUACAGGGAUGUGGCCUGGCUGGGAGACUGCGAUGAGGGCUGCCUGGCGCUGGCAGAGCUGCUGGGCUGGAAGAAGGAGCUGCAGGAGCUUGUGAGGAAGGAACACGCCGCCAUUGAUGCCAUGGCAGCCCAGGAGGACACGAGCAGCACUUCAGGGGGUGACCCCAAAUCCAGGAGGGGCCGCACCGAAGGCUCAGGGGGCCGCACUGAGAGUGGUGGAGCUCCCAGCAAACACCAGGAAGGUGGCAAAGAGCCAUAGAGAGGACAGUGACAUUAAACAGCAGUGCAGACAUUG
Molecule: messenger RNA, 850 nt
Organism: Meleagris gallopavo (turkey)
Lineage: Eukaryota; Metazoa; Chordata; Aves; Galliformes; Phasianidae
Source: RefSeq, a predicted model, not a curated record